AACCGGGCUAGAAACAAAUGACCCACAACUGGAGAGCCCGACCCAUUUAUCCAGACCGGAUUCAUACUUUCAAUUUUUGAUUUAUUUUUGCAGGGGCAAAAAUGGAAAUACGGAUGAUCUCAUCUCCCAACGGUCAAGUCGAGAUAUGGAAAGCGGAGGCUGCAGAGCAGCCAUGGCCACACCUUUCUCCCCUCUAGCCCUCUCCCCAAUUCCAAACCCUAAAUUAGGGUUUUCUAAGCUCUCAUUUGCCCCAAAUCUCAAAUCUCCAAUCGGAAAACCCUCCCGUUCCAAUUUCCCUAAUUCGAUAAACCCUAGACGCACCGCGAUCUGGAGGAGAUUCUCUUCAGCCAGUUCCCAAUUCCUGCUCGCGGAAGCAACCUCAAUCGACGAAUCGGCGGAGAUAGUUCCGCCGAGCGCUGACGUAUCUUCGACGAUCAUAUCAGGCCUUCUCUUCAUCGCCUUUAUCGGAUUGUCCAUUCUCACCGUCGGAGUCAUCUACAUAGCCGUUACGGACUUUCUGCAGAAGCGGGAGAAAGAUAGAUUCGAGAAGGAAGAGGCGGCGGCAAAUCGGAAGAAGAAACGUGGCAGAAAGGGAGUUGGUGCGAGCAGAACCAGAGGUGGACCUAGAGGCUUCGGCCAGAAGCUUGCUGAAGACGAGGAAGACGAUAAUGGCGCCAAGAAAGCUCCGUAACUGUAAUUUGAUAUCUCUCCAGGUACUCUGAUUUCAUUGUACUUUUUCUUUUAUUCUUUCUUAUUGCUUCAUUUCUUCUUCAAGUAGUUCAAUCAUUCAAUUCCUUAUCGCAAUUGGCAGAAGUCUCUGAAUUUCCAUGAACAUAAGUAGUUCUUAACGAAGAUACACAAUUCACAAACAGAGAAAUCCGAGCAAUGAACAUAAUGUAG
Molecule: messenger RNA, 900 nt
Organism: Andrographis paniculata
Lineage: Eukaryota; Viridiplantae; Streptophyta; Magnoliopsida; Lamiales; Acanthaceae
Exons: 1
Coding region: 146-691 (181 amino acids)
Source: RefSeq, a predicted model, not a curated record